AUUCGUCAUUUCUGUUCUGAACAUUUCGCUUCAAAAUGAACAAUAUCGCUUUGUUAUUAACUUUAGCAUUUGUGUCAACAGAUUCUGCUUCUUUAUUACAAUGCGUAACUGGAUGCUGGCGUAAUAAUGUCUUCUAUCAGAAUGGAGACCAAGUUCCUAGCCUUGAUUCAUGUAAUACUUGUUGGUGUACUAGAAAUUUAAUUGUCUGCACCAAAAUUUAUUGUCCUCCUGAAGCUCCAGAAGAAAGUCUUGAAAUUCCCGAAUUCCUUCCUGUAACUCCAGGAUGUACCCAAAAUGGAAUAAACUAUCAGGAUGGAGAUGAAGUUCCUAGCCUUGAUUCAUGUAAUACUUGUUUUUGUUUUGGAAGUGCGAUAGUUUGCACCUUAAUUUAUUGUCCCUA
Clunio marinus is the source of this 400-nucleotide messenger RNA. The record is from the annotation of a GenBank genome assembly. Lineage: Eukaryota; Metazoa; Arthropoda; Insecta; Diptera; Chironomidae.